Messenger RNA from Durusdinium trenchii, 1401 nucleotides. The record is from the annotation of a GenBank genome assembly. Lineage: Eukaryota; Dinophyceae; Suessiales; Symbiodiniaceae.
UGUGGCUCAAAGACCCAGCGGCUCUUGUGGCAGAAUUGGCGGCGGUGGUGGCAGUGGCCGGCAUCUUCCACGGCAUGUUCCGCGCUGUUUCUCUGGCUAGGCUGCUGAAGAGUGUGAAUGCCCCACUCAUUCGUUGCUAUAGCGGACCUGCCGGCCCUGUGCGUGAGCAAAUUGCCUCUUCUGGAUACCCAGACAUGUCAAUGUCUCGGAUCCUUUUGGAUCGCUGCCUCGAAGAGGCAGUGGGGCGAGGUGUUGAUGUGUCCAGCGCCUACGAACCAUGGCUGCCGGUGGAUUUGUUCCAGACGCUGCUGGUUGACAUUCACGAGCACACAGGCUGCACCUGGCUCUCAGCCAUCGUCUGCACCUGCGUGGCAAUUCGGACCCUCUUGUUGCCCGUGAGCGUCGCAUCCAUCCGUGGCUCCCGAGAGAAGGCGGUCCUCCAGCCGCAGUAUGAAAACCUCAUGCAGAAGCAGAAGGAGCUACGGAUUGAUGGAGACCCUGAGAAGAACAGCAAGAUCCAAAAGCAGAUCCAACAGUUUACACAAAAGCAUGGCAGAUUGUUCAUGAUGAAGGGCACUUGGAACUUGAUCUUCGUGCAGCUGCCGCUCUAUAUCACUGCGUUUGCAGCCCUUCGGGGUAUGGCUGGACAUCCGGACUUGUUUCGUGGCUUCGCCAUGGAGUCGCCGCUGUGGCUCGAGAGCUUGGCUUUGGCGGACCCAUGCUACGUCAUGCCCAUUCUCACCAGCGCCAUCAUGCUCACCAACCAGGAGCUCUUUGGAUCGGUUGACACAGAGGCGGCGGCGCCCACAGAGGUUGCAGAUGGAAGUGGUCAGGUUGGACAAAGCACGAUGCAAAAGUAUCAGAAGAUCAUUGCACGUAUUUCGGCGCUGCUGUUCAUCCCAUUUACACAAAGCUUUCCUGCAGGUGUUUUCAUUUUCAUGUGCACCAACAUGGUGACUGCUGCCGCUCAAAACCAAGUUCUCCGCCAGCCGGCUGUGGAGCGUUGGCUGGAGAUCCCGCCCAGAGCGAAAAAGAAAGAGAUUGGUGACGGUGACCAUUCAAGUGAGACAGACUCAAGACGAACAUUGGCUUUGCUGAACCUGAACCUUCGGAACGGGAGCCGCCGCUUAGCGACGCCAAGCGCUCGGAGCGCGGCCGCGAAACGGGACGGGAAAGACGAUGCGGACGACGGCGGGAGGCAAAUGCUCCCGACCUCGGAGAAUUCCUCCGCAAGUCUGACGUCUUCGUCUCCUUCUUCGCGUUACACCGUGAAGCGGAAGCUUUAAAAGUGUGACGCUGCCAAGUGUUGAACUGAACGCGUCCCGGUGUUGGACUUUCAUGCGCGAAAAAAUCUCACAUGCUGACAGCCCCUAUAGCAAAGCGUCCACCAAGAUCUGGUGC